UCCAUCUAGGUAUUGAUUGAAUAUUUUUCAUUAUUCAAUUUUUACAUUACUUACGUGGCACUGACAGUUGAGUUUACACUACUUUAACGUUAAUUUAAAAAAUAGUGUAGCUACUUAUAGCUACAAAUGUUCCGCAUUUUUAAGAAUUUAGUUUUAUAUUUCUCUAUUUUAUCAUCUUGUGCUUACGCGCGUCCACUACAACCUACAGAUGAAGUCACACCCAAAGACACAGAUCUACCACGUAUACAUACCGGACCACCAUUUAAUUACGAAUUGGUAGGGAAAGAUAUCAGUAUUGGAGUCGAAGUUCAACAGGAGGCCGCCCCCUAUGAAGGGAUGACAAAAGUCUCUGAUAUGUUACUUUCCUUGAAACAGUGGAUUCGACGGGCAAUCGUAGCCGAGAGAAAGGUGAAUAUAUAUGCUCAAAAGAACGUACUAUGCGAAUAUCAAAAGAAUGAAACUGAUAGGAAAAUCACGGAGAUCGAAGUACCCUUGGUAUUUCGGAAUUAUGUCACCAAGAUUGAGGACAAUUUCCCCGAAGUAAAUGAAAGAAUUCCGGCGCACAUUAUGAAGAAUCAAAAGGUCCAUUUAGGUAUUCUUAAGAGAAAAUACAAUUGGAUAAAAAUCCUUUCCAACGAUCGUUAUUCCCACGAUGAUUAUGUUAAACUAUUGAAAGCCGCGAUUAAAAAAAAGUUUUUUUCCGAUAAAAAUAUUUCUUUAGAUAAAGGUAUUUUCGAUUUGACCAAAGAACAGAGGAAAGAGUAUGACGAAUUUCUUGAAAAAUUCUGUCACGCGAUCGCAGUUUCAGUUGAUUAUGUAAACCGUGUUAUUGCACACAAUAAGUUUGGAAAAUUUGUCAAAGGAUCUUUGAAUUUAUUUGACGCGGCACACGAUGAGUAUGUGUCUUUGUUUUAUCAUGCGGUCAUCAGUAGAAAUUCGGAAGAAGAAAAAACAGAGUAGAUUUUUUUUUACCUAAAAAUCCAACUUUUAAUUACCUGUAGCAUGUGGCAACCCUGCAUGCGCGUUUAGAGAGAGUUUUUAUCAUUUCUUGAUACACGCUACGAAACUGUAGAAUAUCUGUCGUUUGAUAACGUACGAAACAUGUUGAUUUCAUGCCACUGUUCUUUUCCAUCUCACUGAGAUGAAAAGAACGCAAGAACGCACUAGGUACGAGAUGAGUACGUACAAACACGAACGUUAUCAGUUUUAAUGAGGAACGGAGAGGCGAAUAGUACGUAACACAGACUUCUCACUUACUUUAUUGAUUCGUUGAGCAUUACUUAAUUGAGUUAAUUUUGUCUAAAUACCUAAUCUAAAUAUAAUACCAUUUAGUGUGUUGUUCAUUCUAA
Planococcus citri (citrus mealybug) is the source of this 1349-nucleotide messenger RNA. RefSeq lists its product as uncharacterized. Lineage: Eukaryota; Metazoa; Arthropoda; Insecta; Hemiptera; Pseudococcidae. The record is from RefSeq and is a predicted model, not a curated record. Bases 127 to 960 code for a protein of 277 amino acids. The transcript has 3 exons.